Moneuplotes crassus is the source of this 479-nucleotide messenger RNA. The record is from the annotation of a GenBank genome assembly. Lineage: Eukaryota; Ciliophora; Spirotrichea; Euplotida; Euplotidae.
AUGGAAUCAUUAAGAAUUACUUCAUUGCAUUCAAAAGUCAGCCAAGAGAACAAGCCUGCUGUGAACAGCAUGCUUGGAGAGAGGAAAAAGACAUUGAGACCUAUUGAAACCAGUAUUAUUGGCAAUAAAGCCCCUGCUUUUAGCAGGCGGAAGCUUAGUGAUAACAACAGGGACUUAAGACCUAUCCCAAGAAGUGCAGUAUUUCCAUACUAUAUUACAUCCCAAAACGGAACGAAGGUUUGCUCUUCAGAUUGAGACCAAGAGCAAGGACGUGUGAAAAAGAUCGGAAUUCUUAAGAAACAGAAAGCUUACAGAAACUUGUUUGUGCUGCUAGAUCCUGCUAGGAAUCAACAGGCUUCUUAAUUACUUUAUAGUACCUUAGUUAAGGUACUAAGGCCGACAACUACUAAUUCAUAAUAACAAAUUUUUCAUAAAUACUCAAGAUUUUUUGGUCGAUAGCUCUUUAGGCAGGAAACCUG